Molecule: messenger RNA, 4850 nt
Organism: Cebus imitator (Panamanian white-faced capuchin)
Lineage: Eukaryota; Metazoa; Chordata; Mammalia; Primates; Cebidae
Gene: WWC1
Product: WW and C2 domain containing 1
Exons: 23
Coding region: 556-4104 (1182 amino acids)
Biological process (GO): regulation of hippo signaling; regulation of DNA-templated transcription; negative regulation of organ growth
Cellular component (GO): cytoplasm
Molecular function (GO): molecular adaptor activity; kinase binding
Source: RefSeq, a predicted model, not a curated record
CGGGGAGGGGACCCGGGAACCCGGGCGCCCGGCGCUCCGCCUCCUGUUUCCGGGGCAGCGCGGUUACCUGCACCGCCCAAGCCGCACCUGGCGGAGGCAGAAGUCACAAACCCAGCGAGCUCAGAGCUGCGGAGCGGAGAGGAGGGACGGCACCCGGCUGCAGGGAGGAGAGGGAGGCGGCGGCGGCAGCGGCGGCGUGGAGGGCGCAGCGCGCCGCGCGGCGGAGGAGGGCAGACGGCGGCGGCGGCGGCGCUCGGCUCGCUCUGCCCGGCCGGCUGGGCGCGCACCCGGGUCCAAACCGCGCCGCUGCGGGCGCACAUGGCAGCGUGAGAGGCCGGCGGCGGGAGGAGCGGGCGGCGCCGGGUCGGGGCAGCUGGGCCGCAUGGACAGCGGCGCCACCCCGGCCGGCCCCCAGUAGGGCCCCCUGUCCGAGGGCGCCACCCCCCCGAUCAUGGUGCCUCGGCGGCCGCCCGGGCUAAGAGCGGCCGGCUGGAGCCGCUGAGCCCCCGCGGCGGCCAGGAGCUGUAUGGGGGAGCGCCGGCAGCGCUCGGGAAGAUGCCCCGGCCGGAGCUGCCCCUGCCGGAGGGCUGGGAGGAGGCGCGCGACUUCGACGGCAAGGUCUACUACAUAGACCACACGAACCGCACCACCAGCUGGAUCGACCCGCGGGACAGGUACACCAAACCGCUAACCUUUGCUGACUGCAUUAGUGAUGAGUUGCCGCUAGGAUGGGAAGAGGCAUAUGACCCACAGGUUGGAGAUUACUUCAUAGACCACAACACCAAAACCACUCAGAUUGAGGAUCCUCGAGUACAAUGGCGGCGGGAGCAGGAACACAUGCUGAAGGAUUACCUGGUGGUGGCCCAGGAGGCCCUGAGUGCACAAAAGGAGAUCUACCAGGUGAAGCAGCAGCGCCUGGAGCUUGCACAGCAGGAGUACCAGCAACUACAUGCCGUCUGGGAGCACAAGCUGGGCUCCCAAGUUAGCUUGGUCUCUGGUUCAUCAUCCAGCUCUAAGUAUGACCCUGAGAUCCUGAAAGCUGAAAUUGCCACUGCAAAAUCCCGGGUCAACAAGCUGAAGAGAGAGAUGGUUCACCUCCAGCACGAGCUGCAGUUCAAAGAGCGUGGCUUUCAGACCCUGAAGAAAAUCGAUAAGAAAAUGUCUGAUGCUCAGGGCAGCUACAAACUGGAUGAAGCUCAGGCUGUCUUGAGAGAAACAAAAGCCAUCAAAAAGGCUAUUACCUGUGGGGAAAAGGAAAAGCAAGAUCUCAUUAAGAGCCUUGCCAUGUUGAAGGACGGCUUCCACACCGACAGGGGGUCUCACUCAGACCUGUGGUCCAGCAGCAGCUCUCUGGAGAGUUCGAGUUUUCCACUGCCGAAACAGUACCUGGACAUGAGCUCCCAGACAGACAUCUCGGGAAGCGGAGCUGGCCAGCGGCUCUCUGCGGGGCUGGCUGCUGCCUCAGCCCUCUGGAGCUCUGUUCUCUUGCAGACCUCCUGGGGCCAGGAGAACAUGAUGCGAUGCUGUGGAGGAAUAGCCCGCACUGGCAGACACCUUGGCCCCAAGUAUUGCCUGGUCAGACAUGCUGAUCAAAGGAAGACAGUAACUGUCAAAGACUGCUCUGAGAUGUCUUGUUUCUUCACGGCCUCUCCUGUUCCUGCAGUGUUAUUAGGCACACCAAUCACGCUUGCUUUCUCGGCCCCCAGGAUCGCCAACCUGAAGAUCCAGCUGGCCAAGCUUGACAGUGAGGCCUGGCCUGGGGUGCUGGACUCAGAAAGGGAUCGACUGAUCCUCAUCAACGAGAAGGAGGAGCUGCUGAAGGAGAUGCGCUUCAUCAGCCCCCGCAAGUGGACCCAGGGGGAGGUGGAGCAGCUGGAGAUGGCCCGGAAGCGGCUGGAGAAGGACCUGCAGGCAGCCCGGGACACCCAGAGCAAGGCGCUGACGGAGAGGUUAAAGUUAAACAGUAAGAGGAACCAGCUGGUGAGAGAACUGGAGGAAGCCACUCGACAGGUGGCAAGUCUGCACUCCCAGCUGAAAAGUCUCUCAAGCAGCAUGCAGUCCCUGUCCUCUGGCAGCAGCCCCGGAUCCCUCACGUCCAGCCGGGGCUCCCUGGUUGCAUCCAGCCUGGACUCCUCCACUUCAGCCAGCUUCACCGACCUCUACUAUGACCCCUUUGAGCAACUGGACUCAGAGCUGCAGAGCAAGGUGGAGUUCCUGCUCCUGGAGGGGGCCACUGGCUUCCGGCCCUCGGGCUGCAUCACCACCAUCCACGAGGACGAGGUGGCCAAGACCCAGAAGGUGGAGGGAGGCGGCCGCCUGCAGGCUCUGCGUUCCCUGUCCGGCACCCCAAAGUCUAUGACCUCCCUGUCCCCACGUUCUUCUCUCUCCUCCCCCUCCCCACCCUGUUCCCCUCUCAUGGCCGACCCCCUCCUGGCUGGAGAUACUUUCCUCAACUCCCUGGAGUUUGAAGACCCGGAACUGAGUGCCACUCUUUGUGAACUGAGCCUUGGUAACAGCACCCAGGAAAGAUACCGGAUGGAGGAACCAGGAAUGGAGGGCAAGCAGCUGGGCCAAGCUGUGAAUGCGGCCCAGGGCUGUGGGCUAAAAGUGGCCUGUGUCUCAGCUGCAGUGUCAGACGAGUCAGUGGCUGGAGACAGUGGUGUGUACGAGGCUUCCGUGCAGAGACUGGGUGCUUCAGAAGCUGCUGCAUUUGACAGUGAUGAAUCAGAAGCGGUGGGUGCGACCCGAGUCCAGAUUGCCCUGAAGUAUGAUGAGAAGAAUAAGCAAUUUGCAAUAUUAAUCAUCCAGCUGAGUAACCUUUCUGCUCUGUUGCAGCAACAGGACCAGAAAGUGAAUAUCCGCGUCGCUGUCCUUCCUUGCUCUGAAAGCACCACCUGCCUGUUCCGGACCCGGCCCCUGGAUGCCUCAGAUACUCUAGUGUUCAAUGAGGUGUUCUGGGUAUCCAUGUCCUAUCCAGCCCUUCACCAGAAGACCUUAAGAGUCGAUGUCUGUACCACCGACAAGAGCCAUCUGGAGGAGUGCCUGGGAGGUGCCCAGAUCAGCCUGGCGGAGGUCUGCCGGUCUGGGGAGAGGUCGACUCGCUGGUACAACCUCCUCAGCUACAAAUACUUGAAGAAACAGAGCAGGGAGCCCAAGCCAGUGGGAGCCACGGCCCCCACCCCAGGGCCUGCAAGCACGGACGCUGUGUCUGCUUUGUUGGAACAGACAGCAGUGGAGCUGGAGAAGAGGCAGGAGGGCCGGAGCAGCACACAGACACUGGAAGACAGCUGGAGGUACGAGGAGACCAGCGAAAAUGAGGCAGUGGCUGAGGAAGAGGAGGAGGUGGAGGAGGAGGAGGGAGAAGAGGACGUUUUCACUGAGAAAGCCUCACCUGAUAUGGAUGGGUACGCAGCAUUAAAGGUGGACAAAGAGACCAACACCGAGACCCCGGCCCCAUCCCCCACAGUGGUGCGACCCAAGGACCGGAGGGUGGGCACCCCGUCCCCGGGGCCAUUUCUUCGAGGGAGCACCAUCAUCCGCUCUAAGACCUUCUCCCCGGGACCCCAGAGCCAGUACGUGUGCCGGCUGAAUCGGAGUGAUAGUGACAGCUCCACUCUGUCCAAAAAGCCACCUUUUGUUCGAAAUUCCCUGGAGCGACGCAGUGUCCGGAUGAAGCGGCCUUCCUCCGUCAAGUCCCUGCGCUCUGAGCGUCUGAUCCGCACCUCGCUGGACCUGGAGUUAGACUUGCAGGCAACGAGAACCUGGCACAGCCAACUGACCCAGGAGAUCUCGGUGCUGAAGGAGCUUAAGGAGCAGCUGGAACAAGCCAAGAACCACGGGGAGAAGGAGCUGCCGCAGUGGCUGCGCGAGGACGAGCGUUUCCGCCUGCUGCUGAGGAUGCUGGAGAAGCGGCAGAUGGACCGAGCAGAGCACAAGGGUGAGCUUCAGACAGACAAGAUGAUGAGGGCAGCUGCCAAGGAUGUGCACAGGCUCCGAGGCCAGAGCUGUAAGGAGCCCCCAGAAGUGCAGUCUUUCAGGGAGAAGAUGGCGUUUUUCACCCGGCCUCGGAUGAAUAUUCCAGCCCUCUCUGCAGAUGACGUCUAAUUGCCAGAAAAGUGUUUCCUUCGUUCUACUGACCAGGCUGUGAACAUUGACUGUGGCUAAAGUUAUUUAUGUGGUGUUAUAUGAAGGUACUGAGUCACAAGUCCUCUAGUGCUCUUGUUGGUUUGAAGAUGAACCGAUUUUUUAGUUUGGGCCCUAUUGUUAUUAUUAAAAACAAGAACAAAACAAAACACACAAAAAAACAGAAACAAACAAACAAAAAAAAACCAGCAUUAAAAUGAUAAGAUUGUAUAGUUUGUAUAUUUAGGAGUGUAUUUUUGGGAAAGAAAAUUUAAAUGAACUAAAGCAGUAUUGUGUUGCUGCUCUUCUUAAAAUCCUUUAGAUUUUUUUGUUUGUACAGCGCCACCUUUUAGAGGUCUUACUGCAAUAAGAAGUAAUGCCUGGGGGACGGGAAUCCUCAUAGGACGUCCCGCACUUGUCACAGAACAGCUAACUUUUCCUAGUUAACAUAUUUUGUACAAUAUUAAAAAAAAAUGCACAGAAACCAUUGUGGGGGGGAUUCAGAGGUGCAUCCACGAAUCUUCGUGAGCUGUGACGUGUUUUUAUGUGGCUGCCUGACAUGGAGCGGGCGGUGUGAUAGGCUGGGGGGCUAAGCAGCCCAGCCUAUGUGGGUUUCAGGCCACGCUGGUCUCAGAUGCCCAGUGAAGCCACUAACAUGAGUGAGGGGAGGGCUGUGGGGAGCUCCAUUCAGUUUUAUCUCCAUCAAUAAAGUGGCCUUUCAAAAAGAA